AGUAACCUUGUAAAUUGAAAUCAAACCCUGAUUUACCCUCUGUGUAUUCCACCCAGUGUAUGUGUGUGUGUGUGUGUGUGUGUGUGUUUGUGUGUAAGAGGGAGAGCCAUGGUUGAAGUUUGUUCUGAGGGCAACUACUGGGAUGGUCUGGUCAAAAGAUGCAUCUCUUGUCAGAUGGUGUGUAAACAGACCCAGCACAUUGUCAGAUGUACAGACUACUGUGUUUCCCAGCAGUGCAGGGCAGUGUCUGGUCAGUACUAUGACAGGCUUCUGAAGAAAUGUCUGCGUUGUGCCGAAGUGUGUGGAAGUCACCCCUCCGAGUGCUCUCACCACUGUCAGACCCAGGGACCAGUCCAGCCCUCUCUGAGCCCUGUGAUUGACACGGCCCUACCGACUGCCCCCCAUAGAGGGCACUCUCCACCCAGAGGCCUGCCCCAUUCUGCUGUACUGAUUUAUUCUCUGCUGGGCCUGUGCCUGGUUCUGCUGCUGUGUACUUUGUCCUUGGCCCUGGUGGUGGUGCUGAGGAGAGCCAGGGCCAGGGCACCACCCUCCAGACCAGGGGUCACAGCAAAUGGUGAUGCCCAGGGAUGUGAGGGCCAGGUGGGACAAGGGCCCAACCAGAACGGCCUGUCCUCUCAAGACCGCCUAAUGAACCCUGGUGGUUCUCAGUUCAAAGUGCUCCCAUCUGUCCGGAGCCCGAGCCCCACUGAGACCUGUGAGUGUGUACACUGCUUCCCUGACCUCCGAGCACCGGCACGGGGGGACAACCACCAGCACCCCCCCCCUCUCUCUGUCUACCAGGCGACUACAGCCCCAUGCUGGGGGGAGCGGACGUCUCUCUACCCCAGGAACCAGGGAGUGGAACUUGGGUCGAGGGUCUUCCCCGGGAGGUCAUGCAAUACGAACGCUGCCCACAGGAUCCACUGAUCACCAUCUCACCAUAACAUGUGACCACAGGACAGAACGUCGCUCAACACCACUGAGUCAUAGCACACCAACAGAACCACUGAGUCAUAGCACACCAACAGAACCACUGAGUCAUAGCACACCAACAGAACCACUGAGUCAUAGCACACCAACAGAACCACUGAGUCAUAGCACACCAACAGCACCACCUCUAAGCCAGCUGGCUUCAACACAGAUCCCAUCAGACCUGGUGUAGAACAAUAGCAUGCUUCUCCGUCUCUGUCUCUGUCCAGGACCUGAACAGGAAACUCUUGACACUGACCUGUUGUUUGACUUCUAACUG
Molecule: messenger RNA, 1249 nt
Organism: Osmerus eperlanus (European smelt)
Lineage: Eukaryota; Metazoa; Chordata; Actinopteri; Osmeriformes; Osmeridae
Product: tumor necrosis factor receptor superfamily member 13B
Exons: 4
Coding region: 109-927 (272 amino acids)
Biological process (GO): B cell homeostasis; negative regulation of B cell proliferation; hematopoietic progenitor cell differentiation
Cellular component (GO): plasma membrane
Source: RefSeq, a predicted model, not a curated record